This is a messenger RNA of Lathyrus sativus (Indian pea), 840 nucleotides long. The record is from the annotation of a GenBank genome assembly. NCBI's taxonomy places the organism in Eukaryota, Viridiplantae, Streptophyta, Magnoliopsida, Fabales, Fabaceae.
AUGGGAAACGCUAAUGGCAGAGAAGACGGAGCCAUUUCCGACGGUGUUGAUCUUACUGGCCGUGAACCUCACGCGCCUGAUUCUCGUCCUCCCGUUCGUGCUUUUUCUUCCGAUUCAAUGGCUAAUAGUCCGCCUCAGAGUCCUCGACGUUCCAGAUCGCCGAUCCUCUUCGGUCCUCAGGUUCCCCUGGCUCCAUUACAAAGAGGCAACGGCCCUCCUUUUCUCAAUCAAAUCUGGCAGAAUGAGCCUCAUGGUAUUGUUCAUCAACCUCCUGAGCAAGGAAUCCCUGUUAUGAUCACUUGGAAUUAUGGAGGUAACAGUGUGGCUGUGGAGGGAUCUUGGGAUAACUGGACAUCCAGGAAGGCAAUGCAGCGAGGUGGCAAGGAUCACUCAAUUCUUAUAGUCCUUCCAUCAGGUAUAUAUCAUUACAGGUUCAUUGUCGAUGGUGAACAGAGAUAUAUUCCAGAUCUUCCUUAUGUAGCUGAUGAGAUGGGGAAUGUCUGCAAUCUUCUUGAUGUUAACGAUUAUGUGCCAGAAAAUCCUGAAGGUGUCUCUGAGUUUGAGGCGCCACUUUCCCCAGAAUCUAGUUACGGUCAAGCAUAUCCAGCUGAGGAAGAUUUUGCAAAAGAGCCAUCGGCUGUUCCCUCGCAGCUACAUCUUACAGUCCUAGGUAUGGAGAAUGCUGAUACUGGGCCCUCUUCAAAGCCUCAACAUGUUGUGCUAAAUCAUGUCUUCAUAGAGAAAAACAUGGCCUCAAAGUCCGUUGUUGCCCUGGGAUUGACUCACAGGUUCCAGUCUAAAUAUGUGACAGUUGUCCUUUACAAACCUCUCAAGAGAUAA